Messenger RNA from Nomascus leucogenys (northern white-cheeked gibbon), 877 nucleotides. RefSeq lists its product as uncharacterized. The transcript has a single exon. The coding region runs from base 9 to 404 and encodes 131 amino acids. NCBI's taxonomy places the organism in Eukaryota, Metazoa, Chordata, Mammalia, Primates, Hylobatidae. The record is from RefSeq and is a predicted model, not a curated record.
CACAGAAGAUGGAGGGAGGGAUGGCAACGCGGGAGUCUCGUUGCCGCAGGGGGCGCAUUGGGGUCCAGCCGUCCCCAGAACGCAGAUCAGAGGUAGUCGGACCUUUCCCGCUGGCGCGCGGCCUCAGCCAGGUAGGUCUCCUUCGCCUUUUCUUUCCUUUCUUUGCCUUUCCUUUCCCUGACGCUGGGGGAAGUAGGGCAGGGGUCUGUGCCCUAGGCGGCCUUUCUGGUGCAGAGGACCUUCCCCAUCCUCCAUCAUGUGAGCAGCCAGAGCCGGGCGCUCGAACUUGCGCAAUGGUGGCUGCCGCACCACCGGCUCGGGCGUCCGGCGGGUAUCUGGGAGUCCCAGAGGGCCGAGUCCGGGCCGUGUGGGCGGGUCGGGGUCUUGCGGUUUUGGAGCACUGAGUUUUUAACCUCUGCUUAAGUUUUCAGUUCUGGCAAGUGUAGGGAGAGCCUCCUAGCAGAGUCCCUCUAGCCUUCCUCGUCGGUUGGCCUGAAAGCGUUUCUGUGUGGCCAAAGGGCGGGGCGAACAGGAGGAGAAGGGUGCGCCCACGCAUUCCUUCGCCCCACUCGAGUUCUCCCCACCUACGUGGCUGGAGGACGGUGCGCGUGCUCUGUCGGUUUGGACUGAGUGGUGGUUAAACCGCAUGGCCGCCGUGCGUGCUCCCAAGUGCUGGGCUCCCUUGAAUGUACUCCUAAAGAGGGAAUAUUUACUCCGAUGAAAUUUUGACCUAAAAGCAAUACAGCUCCCUUUCUACGUACGCAUUUAAAGACAUGGAAAGACAACCCCCCAGAUUUUCAGGGGCUCGCUCACAUUUUCAUCUUUUUUCAGUUCUGUGAAAUGGGAGGAUCUGAAACGGCCAUGAUUAUUAAGAAAA